AUGCCAAGUGAAAGGUUGAAAAAUAAACGUGAGCGCUUGUGCUCGUGGUGCUCAAAGUCCUUUACCAAGGACGAGCACCUGGCGCGCCAUGUGAGAACACAUACAAGGGAGAAACCCUUCAUCUGCUCGACUUGCAGAAAGCCGUUCAGUCGUCACGAUUCACUUUUGCGACAUAUGAGGUGUCAUCCUUCCAGUGCUCCGCAGGAGGGGUUAACAGCGAGACCCGCAAGGGACAGCGCGAAUGAUGCGAUGCAGAAAUCCCACGGAAAUAAAAUAUCUCCGUAUGGAAGAUCGCAUGUAUUGAGGGAGCCCCCGACACCUCCGCCUCAGCCUUCUUCAGUCGGAGCUGAGUACACAGGUGGCAUCAGUACUCGAUCGACAUCGUAUCCAUUUGCUAAUGACCAAGCUACAGCCAUCUCCAAUUUUGAAGAGGUUAGUUCAAUAAACCCUGAAGAGCAAGGAGAAGCUGUCCCGGGGUUUCCAACACCUGGGUCUCAAUCUCAUCUACCCCCUCUUGAUUCCUCCUUCGCCGAUCUCAGUCAGCAUGGAUCUUGGAUGUUUGAAGACUCCAAUAUCCAAAUACCAGCCUGGUUUGCAGAUGACGACUUUGACUUGAGCGCUUUGAAUUCUGAAAUUCUGAUGUCAACCACAAACUGGCUUCCGGGACAUCUAUCCAAUCCUCAGAAUGAACCAAGUGGACCCGCUCUACAGCCUCCGGAGGAAGACAACGUUCCAUCACGCGAAGAGCUUAUACGCACCCACUGGCACACUUAUAUGGGCCCUACAUGGCUAGGCCUAUCUAGAACUGGUCACAUAACUCCCGAGAUGAUACCCGAACAAACACAAGUGGACGAAGCCUACCGAGCAAGCCUGGCUGUCAAACUUCAACCCGACAUACCAUUUUUACCUCUUCCAUCAACAGACUUCUUGAAUCUAUGUAUCCAAAUGUAUUUUACCAAAUUCCACCCCGUCUUUCCGAUUGUUCAUGCACCCACUUUUCGCCCAUCAUCGAAAAGCUCUUUACUAUUACUCUCUAUCUGCUCCAUUGGCAGCCUGUUUGUGGGAUCUUCUUAUGCUGCAUCUCAAGGAACCAAAAUAUUCGAAACGCUGAACAAAGCAAUUUUAUCGUCGUGGGAGGGUUACUUUGCACGCCAAGGAACCGAAACAAUAGCUAUGAUUCAAGCAGCUCUUAUUGGGCAAACAUUUGGGUUGUUGUCUGCAAGACAGAAAGAUUUGCUCGUUGCCCAGACAUUCCACGGAACUCUUGUCGUAUGGGCGAAAAGAGCCACGGGCUCUCAAAAAGCGAAGAAAGCAUCUGAUUAUAUCGGUUUAAGUGACAUUUCACAAAAUCCCGAAAAAGCAUGGAAGACAUGGAUUCAAGCAGAAGAAAGAAACAGGCUUCUUGCGGGUAUUCAUGUUCAUGAUAUCGAGAUUUCGGAACUGUUCCUCGCAGAUCCAUAUUUUCGCCAUUCUCCAUCCAAAUUACCGCCCUUAUCCGACGACGACCUCUGGCUGGCAAAAACAUCCAAGGAAUGGGCGCAUAAAAUGACUUUUCAUAUCUCACAUUCACAAUCGUACGCUAGCAAUUCACGACCAUUAACAAGGAGUGCCGAUGAGCCGAGGUUAUCGAACUCAAUCAGCCCGUUCAACGGAUUUUCUACAUACUUGGAACUUGGAAGUCUUGCAGCUUCGGCCGUGGAAGCUAAAAGCACAAACAACACAGCGCAGCAAAAUUUCUACGAGGAUGCUAUGGUGAAUUUCUACGAUUCGAAAAUUGCAUCAAGGGGAAGCCAAACUACAGAAACCUACUUCCUAACAGUGCUAUGGCAUUCUGCUUUCAUUUCAUUAUAUGCAGACACCAAUUGCAUAGAACUGGCAAUUGGGAAGGAAGGCCUCGCUGAGUCUGAACUACACAGAGAACACAUACGUGAAUGGGCUUCAUCUACAAAUGCACAGCGGUGUGCACUCCACGCAACACUCAUCCUCCACGAACUACAAAAAAGCCCAAUCGGCACAGAGCCUCCAUUACAUGUUCCUCGAAUCGUGUUUCGAGCAGCACUUAUAUGGUUCUGCUAUACUGAAUUUGGCUCGACAAUGUCAAUUAAUCGCCAUUCAAGUGUAGAAUUCCCCGAAUUGCAAAAGAUCGGGAUUAAUUGUCAGCGGUUGACAUUCGAGGCCAAUGGGUUCAAGGUGCUACGGCCUACUAUUUCAGAAUCGAGUACUCUUUGUGGCCUCCUCGACAUUCUACCUCGGGUUGGACAUUGGGGUAUUUCUCGGCUUUUUGCUUCGAUAUUGAACUUGCUUGUACCGGAUACUAAGGAUGAUGAGAGGUUUCCGAGAGUGUGA
This is a messenger RNA of Penicillium nucicola, 2346 nucleotides long. Its product is annotated as C2H2-type zinc finger protein. Gene Ontology annotation, cellular component: chromatin. Bases 1 to 2346 code for a protein of 781 amino acids. Lineage: Eukaryota; Fungi; Ascomycota; Eurotiomycetes; Eurotiales; Aspergillaceae. Gene Ontology annotation, biological process: DNA-templated transcription; regulation of transcription by RNA polymerase II. The record is from RefSeq and is a predicted model, not a curated record. The transcript has 7 exons. Gene Ontology annotation, molecular function: DNA-binding transcription factor activity, RNA polymerase II-specific; RNA polymerase II cis-regulatory region sequence-specific DNA binding; zinc ion binding.